This is a messenger RNA of Girardinichthys multiradiatus, 1497 nucleotides long. It is a transcript of the gene mylpfb, whose product is annotated as myosin light chain, phosphorylatable, fast skeletal muscle b. Gene Ontology annotation, biological process: skeletal muscle tissue development. Bases 138 to 650 code for a protein of 170 amino acids. Gene Ontology annotation, molecular function: calcium ion binding. Gene Ontology annotation, cellular component: cytoplasm. The transcript has 6 exons. NCBI's taxonomy places the organism in Eukaryota, Metazoa, Chordata, Actinopteri, Cyprinodontiformes, Goodeidae. The record is from RefSeq and is a predicted model, not a curated record.
AACCUGAUGGUGUGGCUAAAGUUAGCCCCCCUUGAGCUAAUAUAUAAGACCUCAAGGGGUCGAUGCAUACAUGUCAGUCACAUCGGCUUGGCGUAGGCUUCUCUUCUUGACCAACAACAGCCCCACAAACCUUAGAGAUGGCACCCAAGAAGGCCAAGAGGAGGCAGCAGCAGGGUGAGGGUGGUUCCUCCAACGUGUUCUCCAUGUUUGAGCAGAGCCAGAUCCAGGAGUACAAGGAGGCUUUCACAAUCAUCGACCAGAACAGAGAUGGCAUCAUCAGCAAGGACGACCUCAGGGACGUUUUGGCCACCAUGGGCCAGCUGAAUGUGAAGAAUGACGAGCUGGAGGCCAUGGUGAAGGAGGCCAGCGGCCCCAUCAACUUCACUGUCUUCCUGACUAUGUUCGGCGAGAAGCUGAAGGGUGCUGAUCCCGAGGACGUCAUUGUGAGCGCUUUCAAGGUCCUUGACCCUGAGGCCACAGGCACCAUCAAGAAGGAAUUCCUUCAGGAGCUCCUCACCACCCAGUGUGACAGGUUCAGCGCUGAGGAGAUGACCAACCUGUGGGCUGCCUUCCCCCCUGAUGUGGCUGGAAAUGUGGACUACAAGAACAUCUGCUAUGUCAUCACACACGGAGAGGACAAGGAGGAGUAGAUCCCCUCUUCUCUAGAGAUCUCUACCUCUAUUAACACUCGCUCUGUGCCACCAUCCACUCUCUAUGCCUUCUCCGACGCCACGACCUACCUUUGCAAACUUCCGCGCCCAGGUCCAACCUUUCCUCUCGCCAAAAGACUUCACUCUCUUGCGAAGAUGCUCAGCGAGAGGACGGAGGGGCUGUGGGCGGGGGUGGUUUGUGAACAACAGCAUAACAUGGGAUUAUUUUCAAUAAAAAUAAUCUUAUGAAGCUGAAACUCUCUCCCUAUCUCUGUCCCUGCCUCUUUGUCCUCCUCCUUCUCUCCCUCCAUCAUUCACUCUGUUCUUCUGUGUUGAGACCAACAGUGCAUGCAUCAGACCUACUUGUAUGCACAAACAGUCCAGUGUGUACAGCGGUUGGUCAAAAUGUCUCUUGGAUGCUUUGGUGCCUGCGCGGCCACUUGCUUGAAACAAGUGAGCAGUCUGACCCAGUCGGGUCUGUUAGUCUCAACCUCACACAGAGUGCUUAAUGGCUCCCUCGCCUUUAUCUCUGUGGGAGAGUAAAAGAGUGGAAGUACCACACUACAAUAGCUUGCCUACUUCUCUCUUUUACCAAAAGGUACAAAAUGAAGAGCUGCACUAAAAAGAGGAAAGCAUUUAAUCUUGUAACUAGCGAAAGAGAUGGUGAAAGAUUGUGAGUUGGGAGGGGGAGAAAAGUUAUAAGCAAAAGUGAAAAAGAAAGAAAUCUUUGUUUUUAACUCAUCGUCCUCCCUCUCACUGGUGUUUCGCUCCUGUUGUUGUGACUAUGUCUCUGUCCCCACUGUAAGAAAGAAAGAAGUACAAAUAAAAUCCACUAUCUUUCGUACAA